Molecule: messenger RNA, 1264 nt
Organism: Trichoderma harzianum CBS 226.95
Lineage: Eukaryota; Fungi; Ascomycota; Sordariomycetes; Hypocreales; Hypocreaceae
Exons: 2
Coding region: 260-1057 (265 amino acids)
Biological process (GO): protein transport to vacuole involved in ubiquitin-dependent protein catabolic process via the multivesicular body sorting pathway
Cellular component (GO): ESCRT-0 complex
Molecular function (GO): protein binding
Source: RefSeq, a predicted model, not a curated record
UGCCAUUGUUCCCACCUAUUCCUUAGCACUCACAGCAUCGUUCCACCCCCUGCAGUUCUUGCAUCCUGCAUCUACCGCUUUCUUCCUGGAGUACCGGCGCUCGACGUAGAAUUUUCCUUCUUCCGAGCACUCCAUCCUUCGUUGUUAUUGCCGGCUCUUAUAAACAGGGCUCCAGGCUCUUCCAUAACCAAAAACUAACACGCGAAAGCGGCUGCUGAUCCCCCAGCCUUAUUCCGCGCAUUCCUCUGCCACCAAUACCAUGGACCGCCAGACCAUCAUGGAGACCAACCGGUCUCUUCGAACCAUUAAGAACGAGCUCGAAAGCCUCCUUGAGAAAGGCGUCAUCGACGAAGCCGCUUUCGACACUAUCCACGCCGCCCUGCCCGCCGAAACUCCCCUUCGUGGUGCCGCUCCCGGAAGCGCUGCUCGUUCUGCAAACCAAACACCUCUUCAGCCUGUGGCAGCUGCAACUCCUCCGGUCCAGGCCCCUGUCCAGGCCUUUCAGAAUCUCAACGUCAACGGAACGUCUCCCGCCCCUCCUUCAUACGAUGAUACUCCCGCUCCUGGCGUCCCCACGCGCUCUCCGGCUCCGGCUGGGAAGCCCGUUUUGGCCCAUGCGAGAGCCUUGUACCGCUACGAUGCUAGCGAUGCUCGCGACCUGAGCCUGGAAAAGGACGAUAAGAUCGAUGUAUACGAAUACAUGAACCAGGACUGGUGGAUGGGCCGUAACCACCGCACUGGCAUGGAGGGCAUCUUCCCCCAAAACUACGUCUUUGUCGAGCAGGAGCAAAAGGCUCCCAUGCCCGCUCCCGUGGCCUACCCCCAGCAGCCGGCAUACGGCUACCCGCAGGGACCUCCAGCGCAACAGAACCCUUACAAUGCCAGUGUGCCACCUAUGGCGAUAGCAGAGGGUGGCCAGCCGUCUCAGCAGCAAGGCGGAGAUGGAAACAGCAAGGUUGGCGAGUACGGAAAGAAGUUCGGCAAGAAGCUUGGUAACGCCGCCAUCUUCGGUGCGGGUGCAUCGAUUGGUAGCAACAUCGUGAACAGCAUCUUCUGAGGGCAAUACGCAUCUUCUUCGGCCUCUAUUUUGCUGGCUCUAUUUUAUUUUUUUGAACUUUCAAGUUUGGCGUUUGGAAUGGGUUUGAGGCAUUGCCUACAGUUCUCGAAAUGAGUGAACUUUUCGUCUAUUACCAUGGAGAGUGAAUGUCAACGAGUUGAUCCUUUGAUCUCUAGAGAUAUUAAUUGACAAUGAUAUAUAUUAAAC